This is a messenger RNA of Macrosiphum euphorbiae (potato aphid), 738 nucleotides long. Lineage: Eukaryota; Metazoa; Arthropoda; Insecta; Hemiptera; Aphididae. The record is from the annotation of a GenBank genome assembly.
AUGAGUGGCAACCAAGAGAAUUUAUCUUCUGAGCUCAACAAAUGGACAAAACAAAUGCUCAUUGAGUAUAUCCUCAAGAGGACCAUACCUCCUUAUGUAAAAUUGAGUGAUGACCUGAUGUCUCCUCUUCAGCCGACCCUACUAGUGUUGCGCUCAUCCUCAAGGAAACAAUCCGCCUCCCAGGUAUCUGUGAAGACUGAUCCUGUCAAUACUGUCAGCUCCCCCGUUAUAAAAUCAAUACCAGCCAAUCUUGAUCGUCCGUCUGCAUCUCAAAAAUUUACUGUUGGCACAAAUAGAAAAGCUUUUGCAAAUCUCCCAGCUGUGCCUGUGAUUAGGUUUGCUGAUGUCUUCGUAUUCAGGUUCUGUCCGCAGGUCACUUCUGUUCAAUUAAUGAGUAAACUUUUCCCUAACAUAUUGGAUGUGACUGUUACUCAGAUGGGCACCAAACACCCAUCUUAUGCUUCCUUCCAUAUCCGGCUGCCAACUGCUCUACUGGAUGAUGUGCUUCAACCAACUUUUUGGCCUGAAGGGAUCAGUACCAAUUUUCUUUUAGACUCACUGUCUUUUGGUUUUUACCAAAAUUGCCGUGGUCUCCGAACUAACAUUAAUUUUAAUGUUCCCGGUGCUAAUUUGCACAACUUUUCUCCUUUCCGGGUCCCGUUCUGUGCGACAAAUUAUUUAUACAAUGAACCCAUUUUGAGUAUUAUGAUAUUAGCUAAUGGAUCCAAUUGCAUCUAA